Betta splendens (Siamese fighting fish) is the source of this 1771-nucleotide messenger RNA. RefSeq names its product phosducin b (gene pdcb). The record is from RefSeq and is a predicted model, not a curated record. The transcript is spliced from 4 exons. Lineage: Eukaryota; Metazoa; Chordata; Actinopteri; Anabantiformes; Osphronemidae. Bases 531 to 1238 code for a protein of 235 amino acids. Gene Ontology annotation, biological process: regulation of G protein-coupled receptor signaling pathway.
CAGGGGAGUUUAGUUUAGAGUUAGAUCAGGUGGUCGAGGGUAUAUACGUAUAUAACAUCACACAUAUGUGAACCUUUUUGGUAGUUUUGACUUGACCAAAUUAGUAUUUUUACUUUUUACUUUUUAAAGUAAAAAAGUUUUUUUAAAGUAAAGGCUUCUGUAAAGAAUGAGCACAAGGAACUAUGUGUUUAGCUUUUUCCCGAGGGACCUUUAAUGGAAAGUCAGCUGUUUACCAGCGUUUACUUGUCUCGCAGGCGCACACAAACACACAUCAAACUAAAAGAUUUAUACAAGACUUCAUUUGCUCAUGCUAGAAUUAACCGCAGUAAAUCUCCACUUGUGGAUUUGGGGGCUAGAGAAGUGGCCAAAAAGAUCAUCGGAGCAGAUCAGCGUCGGGUCGGCGCACAGGAAGGAAGGCUCAACUAAUUGAAGCGCUGGGGAUAGACCAGUUAAUCCAAUGAGAUACUGGCUCUGCAUGCGUCACCUUAUCUGCUAGCUCCAACACUGACACCGUAGCUAUCCAGAAAACAAUGUCUGACAAACUCAUCAAUAUGGAAGAGACUGCAACCCACACAGGUCCAAAAGGAGUCAUUAAUGACUGGAGGAGGUUUAAGCUGGAAAGUAUGGAGCAGGAAAACCUGCCUGCCGCAAAAAAGGAACUCCUAAGACAGAUGUCGUCCCCUAACAAGCCGAAAGACGACUCCAGAGCAAACCUGAACCGCAAGAUGAGUGUCCAAGAGUAUGAGCUGCUGAAGGAGGAGGAUGAGGGAUGUCUAAAGAAGUACAGGCGGCAGUGCAUGCAGGAGAUGCACGACAAGCUCAGCUUCGGGCCCAAGUUUGAAGGCGUGCACGACCUGGACAGUGGAGAGGCCUUCCUGGAGGUCAUCGAGAAGGAGCAUCACACCACGGUGGUGGUGGUUCACAUCUACAACGUCGGGGUCAAAGGUUGCGAGCAGCUCAACAGCUGUCUGGACUGCCUAGCCGCCGAGUACCCCACCGUUAAGUUCUGCAGGAUUGACGCAGUGGCGUCCGGCGCCGCCGAGCGCUUCUCGGACGACGUUUUGCCCACGCUGCUGGUCUACAAAGCCGGAGAACUAAUAGGAAACUUCCUGGCCUGCACGCAGCACCUCAACGAAGAGUUCUUUGCUACUGACGUGGAGGCUUUCCUCAAUAGCUACGGCCUGUUGCCGGAGAAGGAGCUGCUCUUGGAUGAUGAAGAAGAAAACGACGUAGAGUAAAUAAAUAAUAAUGUUUGACUUUGGACUUAUUUUUUGGGGCGUAAUAGAAAAAAAAACAUAACAUCACCACUAGCUCAAUAGUGUUUGAAGGAAAACCCCAGUUGACAUCUGUGUUCAGGUGCUCACAGGUAAACACAUGCCAAAACUAAAAUAUGAGCUAAAUACAUCAGAUUCAAAAGGUCAAAGCCAUCUGGUUGUGGAAAUGUUUGUGUAAACACAUCUUGUGGAUGUAUGGCCUACCACUACCUACCGGCGCUACUCAAGCCGGUGUGGGAGGACCAAACAGUCUAGUAUUUUCACCGUAACCAGUAAAAUGUUGACAGAGACUAUUUAUUUCUGUUCUGUCUAAUGUAAAAGUGGGACGUUGUGGUUUUAAACAAAGUGAUGUGACUCAGCUAAAAGGCACUUGAGUCAGUCAUCUCUGUCGGAUUUACUAAAACUCUGCUUAUGACUAUGAACAGUUUACAGGAAUAUGAUGAAACAUAUCCUAGUAUACAUGUAUCUCAUAAUAAAUAAAAUAAAAUUGUAUAAAA